AGGAUAUUCUCUCACCGAGAAGCGAGAAAGCAGAGAUCCAAGAUGAAGUUCUGGGUGAUUGGUUUGGGUCUUGCCUUCCUCUACGCUGCCCAUGCCACGCAUUAUGACUUUGAAAAGUGUGACCCAAAUAAGGAGUUCCCAAAGACCUGGUACACGCAGAUCUUUGCCACUAACAGCACCAUGCUUUCCGAGUAUUUAGAUGAAAUGAGCAUGGUGGCUGCCAACAUAACAAUCACGAAGGAUGGAAACUUCAAUGUCUCUUCCACUUUGCCAACGCCCUAUGGCUGUCUCAAAAUGGAUGUGGCCUUUACCAAAGGGGAAGAUGGAAGAUAUACCUGCUAUAACGAAUGGGGUAAAGGCGUCGUCCUAGAUGGGAAGACAGAUUGUAAGAGCUACUGCGUCGUCACGGCUGUACACACACGGGAUGGCGUCAAGUCCGUCUUUUUGACGCUUUAUGGUAUUGAAAAAAUUCCCACAAGAGAGUCCAAGCAGGUCUUUGCAAACCUGUUCGCAAAAAUGGGCUUGGAAGAGAAGUAUUUGGUACAAUUUCCCCCAGAAGUGGCCUGUAGAGAAUAAAGGCAAUAGGU
This is a messenger RNA of Zootoca vivipara (common lizard), 587 nucleotides long. Its product is annotated as extracellular fatty acid-binding protein-like. Gene Ontology annotation, molecular function: small molecule binding. The record is from RefSeq and is a predicted model, not a curated record. NCBI's taxonomy places the organism in Eukaryota, Metazoa, Chordata, Lepidosauria, Squamata, Lacertidae.